This is a messenger RNA of Ananas comosus (pineapple), 635 nucleotides long. Its product is annotated as 60S ribosomal protein L37-3-like. The record is from RefSeq and is a predicted model, not a curated record. Gene Ontology annotation, cellular component: cytosolic large ribosomal subunit; ribosome. The coding region runs from base 139 to 444 and encodes 101 amino acids. The transcript is spliced from 4 exons. Gene Ontology annotation, biological process: translation. Gene Ontology annotation, molecular function: RNA binding; structural constituent of ribosome. NCBI's taxonomy places the organism in Eukaryota, Viridiplantae, Streptophyta, Magnoliopsida, Poales, Bromeliaceae.
GCACGUGAGGGCAAUUUGGUAAUUUCGAUACAUGCCUUCGAUGCGCCUAUAAAUGCUCUCCUCAUAAACCCUAGGGUUUCGUCCUCUUCGUCGCUCGCCGCAACGUGAGAUUCUACAGAGAAGAGGAGCCGCUCCGAGAUGGGCAAGGGCACGGGGAGCUUCGGGAAGCGGAGGAACAAGACCCACACCCUCUGCGUGAGGUGCGGGCGCAGGAGCUUCCACAUCCAGAAGAGCACCUGUGCCUCGUGCGGAUACCCCGCCGCUCGCAUCCGCAAGUAUAACUGGAGUGUGAAGGCAAUCAGGAGGAAGACAACAGGCACUGGGAGGAUGAGGUACCUCCGUCAUGUGCCUCAGAGAUUCAAGAGCAACUUCAGAGAAGGAGCUGAGGCUGUUUCGAAGAAGAAGAGAGGAGCUGCUGCUGCUGCUGCUGCUGCUACAAGUUAAUGGAUGAUUUUUAAGCAAUUAUUAGCUUGGACCUAUCAAUCAAUUUAGUAGUGUUUUUUUUUUAUUGUAACAUCUUGGUUUGUGUGUUUCCAAAUUAAGAUUGAGGGAGAGCUUAUUUUGUGGUUUUGUUGUUUUACAAUUUAUUGCAGUUUUUGGAUUUUAUCUAUUACGACUAGCCCAAUUUGAGUUUU